AUGAGGGCCUCCUUCCCUUUUGCUUUGCCCACUCUCCGCUCACACGGUUAUCAAAGCAAAGUAAGGGUGGGCAGCAGGUACCACGAGCCCUCUGUCCCACACAUCUAUCAAGAAGCAAGUGUAGUUCACCGGUUCCACCGAAUGCUCCUAUCUCUCGGCAAAAAUCGUGUGAGUGUGCAGUUAUGCUUCGGAUGCUUCGCAAUAGAUCGACCUAGUUCCUGUUCUUUUCCGGUGCACUCGCUUUGUAUCUCCGACACACAAGGAAGGACGCGGUGGGAAGGAAGCAGCCCUAGCCUCUGUCCGGCUGAUCAUUCUGCUGGCAUCUUCUAUUCACGCCUCCGUUUGACUGCCCCUCGGGGAUAUAGUUAUAGUUACGUGAGUCUUAGUGGGUCGUUGGCUCCACCUGUUGUCUCCUUCUUUGACAUGUUAUUGUCGUCGCCAUAUUCAAUAUGUCCAUUUGUCAUAUCUGCGUUGCUACAGGUCAACACCUCUGAAAGAAGCGAAGGACUUCAUUUAGUGACUCCGCGAUCGCCCUCUGAACGAUCACAAUAA
Messenger RNA from Dioscorea cayenensis subsp. rotundata (Guinea yam), 552 nucleotides. RefSeq lists its product as uncharacterized. Lineage: Eukaryota; Viridiplantae; Streptophyta; Magnoliopsida; Dioscoreales; Dioscoreaceae. The record is from RefSeq and is a predicted model, not a curated record. The transcript is spliced from 2 exons. The coding region runs from base 1 to 552 and encodes 183 amino acids.